AUGUCAUUACCAUCAGUCUCGCCGCGUGCGCCACGGCGCAAGUCGGUAUCCCUGAUGGAGCGCAACAUGAACAGCUUUGACGACAACAUGACCAUGCCCGUCACCAACCGCGAGCGUACAAAGGGCAAGCGCGGCGUCUCAUUUGGCGGAGAAGCCCUCACUGCAAGCUUUGAUGGUGGAUUGAGCGAGGCCCAACAGCGUCGUCGCAAAAUGCAACCACGCAAGUCCAUCCUCAAGAUGGCAAUCGAUGACAGCCUCGACUCUUCGGGCCCUACAGACAAUUCCACAGCCCUUUUUACUGAGACAGUCGACUUUGGCGCCAUCUAUUCUCACAUGGACCCCUCGACUUCCACCUCAGCCCGUGCUCCGCGUCAGAGCAUGCCCGCUACCAGUGCCAGUGGCCGGCAGUCGCUGGGACCGCGGAGGAGGGUGAGCUUUGCGCCCUCAGCCCACGUUCGCAUGUUUGAGAACAAGGACAAGGAGAAGAAACCUCGUCGCAAGUCAUCCAUGGGCAUGGGUGCCCACUUUGCCCCUUCCGCCGCGAUUGUGAACAACACAACAUCACCAUCCAAGAGCCGCCAGUCGCUCCCCGUUGGCUCCUCCAGCCGCAGGUCAUCCAUCCAGGCCCAGCCACCUCACUCGUCUGCCCCUGUUAGCCCUGCACGCUACUUUGUGGGUGAAGGUGAAGGUGGUGGCGAAGAGUCAAUGGAGCUUGAGAGCGAGAGCGAUUUCAGCGACGACAGUGCCGACAUGGACGAGAUGGUUGACGACUUCCCCGAGCCCCAGCCGCGGCACCUGCCAGACGAAGGCAACGACUCGUACGCAACCGACAGCGACGCCGACACGGCCGGCGAGGAGGACAUGUCGCUCGAGAGCAACUUGAGUGUCGCAUCCAAUGACGAGGAGAAGACUAUGGACUUUACGGUCGCUCUCGGCGGCCCAAUGCCUCGUGUUGCUCCUCAAGGCGCCUUACGCUCUCGUGCCUCGAUCGGAUACUCCCACCCAUCUGCUCCUGGCGAAUCACCUCUGCUUCCCGGCGACGGCGAGGAGUCGGAGAUGGAGGAGACCGUGGCGUACGGCGGUGUCUAUGUCGACGAGAGCAUGAGCUCUGGCGAAGACACAAACAGCAGCGGCGAUCACGAACGUCACACUGCAACUUACAACUUCAAUACUGGCCGGUCCGGCAUGGAAUUUACGACGGCCGUGGGCGGUAUCAACCAUACUGCAGAGCACGACUACGACGACGACGGGAUGGACUUUACCACUGUCGGUGGUGGUAUCAACGACCAAACCCAAGGCAUGGACUUCACCGUGGCCGGUGGGGGAAUUGAAGCCGAUGAGAGCGGCAUGGCCAUGGCCACAGUUGGCGGCGGCAUCAACGACCAGACACAGGGCAUGGACUUUACGACUGUCGUUGGGGGCGUCAACUUUGCGACCGCCACCUAUUCGACCAACACCAACAUCUUUGCGCCUACGCCCCGCACAGAGCCAACGCAAACAAUGGCCACCAACAUCUUUGCCCCCCGGGAGUUGACACGCACCACCAAUAUCUUCGCCCAAGAGGGUACCGACUACCUUGGUACCUCAGGUUUCUCCUACCCAAUCCUCUCGCCAGCAAAGCCUGAGUCAGCAAGUGCUCCUACAGGCAUGUUGUCGGACAGUGACGAGACGAGACGCUUGCACACUUCCACUUCGGCGCCGAUUCGCACCACCCCCAAGGCGACACCGCGCAAGUCGACUUCCGGCAUGUCUGGUGGAACCCCGUCGUUUGCGCGCCCCACUACGUCCUCGGCACAGAAGAACAGGCCCUCACAGCUGCCUGUCCCGUCUACCAAGAAGAAGAACCCGUUCGCGCCGUCACCCGACACUCCUGGCCUGCAACGUUCCAAGAGCCGUACGCCGCGCAAAAGCGAUGCGGCCAUGGAGACUGCCGCCAGCGUCGCCAAGCGACUCAGUUUUGCCCCGUCUGCGCCCGACAACGCUUUUUCGUCCCCACCGUCCCUGGCUGCUUCCACCUCUGCACCUACCACCUCAACACCUCGCAAGCGUUCUCGUGAGGAAGAUGACGACCGUCCGGCCUCUGCCAAGCGUGCACACGUGAAGCACAACAUAUUUGCGGCUUCAGAGCCGGAGCCUGAAGUGGCACAGCCCGUUGCACCAGCGCCCCUCGAGGAGUUUGGAGCUGACGGUGAGGAUGAGGACAUGGAGCUCGAGGCCGAAGACAACAUGGAACUAGCUCAGGACGAAGUCGAAGACGAAGGCCAGGACGAGGGCCAGGAGGACGACGCAGAAGCUCACUACGAGAUCCGCGUCACGGAGCCGACCACCAGCCAUGAUGAGAUUGCCACCAACCCCGAGUUCCACUCUCCCGAACCCGAGCCCGAGCGCCCCCUUCCAGUGUUCACUGGCACCCCGCGCCGUUCCAUGGGCCUUGGUCCUGCUCGCCGGUCGAUGACCCCAAACAAGGCCGCCCUCAAAAGCCCUGCUCGUCGCAUCUCCUACUACCCUCCUCCGCCCGAGGAGGAGGAAGAGGAAGAGCCAUCCCAGGAGGAAGAAGAGGAAGACGCACCCAUCACGCUUCAUCAGUUCCUCUCCAUGGCCAACGUCCAGUUCCUCGAUGACCUUGCCGCCGCCCCGCGCCGCCGCAGUAGUGUCGGCUAUGGGUUGCUCGGCAGUGAGGACCGCGAGUACGCCCCAUCCGACUUUGCUGUGGCCAACACCGAGGCCAUCUUCGUCAACAUGUACAACUGGGCGAUUGAGAAGAUGAAGUCGGACAUUGCCGCGGGUCAGGAGGAGCUUGACACGACCGAAAAGCUUUGCAACGAGGAGAACCCUGUUGUCAUUCGCGAGUAUCUCGCUGCCAACGCCGAGGACCGUAAGCUCUUUGAGAGCACACUCCUCGAGUUCAAGAUCAACACCACGGGCCGGGCCAGGAGCCAGUGGUACGACUGGAAACUGUCGCUCAUGGAGAAGAUUAUGCCCGACGUGCGUGAAAUCCGCGACGAGAUGGCCGCCGAUGCCGCCCGCCACGCCCAAGACGACGCGUCGGCCAGUACACUCUUGCCGGACCUUCGGCGCAGGCACGACGAGCUCAAGUCCGAGCUGGCGCGUCACCGCGCGGCAGUCGUGGAGAUUGAAAAGUGCGACCAGGACGAGCUCCGUGAGCUGAAGGCGGCAGUGGUGGAACAAGAUGUGGAGAUUGAGCGUUUCACCGCCGAACGCGAUGACAAGGCCACCACCGUCACAAACCUGCAAAACAAGGCAGACAAGCUGGAAGACGAGAUCGCAUCGCACCGCUCGGCAAUUGAGCGCGCCCGCGCUGAGUGUGACGAGUCGACGCCGUCGGACGUGCUCCGCCUCCAGUCGGAGCUGGGUGCGUUGCAGGACCUCCAUGGUUGGCGCCUGGCACGUGCGACCCCGGUCGAGCUGGUGUUCGCCGACGAGCUCCUCCUCACCGUUCCACUGAUCAACAACGAGGCGCAUAUUCCCAGCUCGCAGCUCUCCCUCACAACCACCUCCACCGAUGGACCCAACGAGGGCCUGCUCGCCAUCACUCGUGCCGCCCUUGCAUCCCGCCCUUUGCCAGUAACGCUUCCGUCCCUCGUCCGCUCCAUCGGCCAGAUCUGGACAGCCGCCCGCCAUGUCCGUGACGAACUCAACCUCGUCAAACUCUACUACCCUAUCACGACCCGGAGCACCGACACGGCGCUCCUCGCGACGGCCGCGCUCAUGCUUCCAGCCCAGCGCGCACGCGUCCGUCUGAGCUUUGCUGUGGAGGCAAACACCCUCCUCGAGUGGCCUGCAGUCGGUGCUGUGGCCAACCUGGCCAUCAAGGUGGAGGCUGUGUAUGGUGCUGUCAACGUCAAGGCCCUCGCCGAGGCUGCGCGCGAGUGUCUCUCCCGUGCUGUGCCAGACGUUCCCGGCAUGCUAGUCGAGGCGUGCACCAGUGCGAUUGACGCCGCAUAA
Apiotrichum porosum is the source of this 3966-nucleotide messenger RNA. RefSeq lists its product as uncharacterized. Bases 1 to 3966 code for a protein of 1321 amino acids. The transcript is spliced from 5 exons. Gene Ontology annotation, biological process: protein localization to kinetochore; mitotic sister chromatid biorientation; mitotic spindle assembly checkpoint signaling. The record is from RefSeq and is a predicted model, not a curated record. NCBI's taxonomy places the organism in Eukaryota, Fungi, Basidiomycota, Tremellomycetes, Trichosporonales, Trichosporonaceae.